This is a messenger RNA of Daphnia pulicaria, 579 nucleotides long. RefSeq names its product histone H2A. Lineage: Eukaryota; Metazoa; Arthropoda; Branchiopoda; Diplostraca; Daphniidae. Gene Ontology annotation, cellular component: nucleosome. The record is from RefSeq and is a predicted model, not a curated record. Bases 199 to 579 code for a protein of 126 amino acids. Gene Ontology annotation, molecular function: DNA binding; structural constituent of chromatin; protein heterodimerization activity. The transcript is spliced from 2 exons.
UCUGUGUUCUUCUUUAAAUUGCUACUCUUAUUUGUGUCUUGGAAUAUUUAAACAAAUAAUUAGGAAUUUGGAAUGUGGUUGUGCAUUUAAAUAAAGUGCUGGGAUUGAAAGAAUGAGUGGCAAAAAUCACAAGGAUAAACUGACUGCCAGAUCUUGUUUGUAAACCAGGAACCGCGUUUACUUACUCUACAUCUCAACAUGUCUGGUCGUGGUAAAGGAGGCAAAGUCAAGGGAAAGUCAAAGACCCGUUCCAGCAGGGCCGGACUUCAAUUCCCCGUCGGUCGUAUCCACCGAAUGCUCCGCAAAGGAUCGUACGCUGAGCGCGUCGGUGCCGGUGCCCCCGUCUACUUGGCUGCCGUCAUGGAGUACUUGGCCGCUGAGGUCCUCGAGUUGGCUGGUAACGCCGCCCGUGACAACAAGAAGACCCGUAUCAUCCCUCGUCACUUGCAAUUGGCCAUCCGCAACGACGAAGAGUUGAACAAACUUCUCUCCGGUGUUACCAUCGCUCAGGGUGGUGUUUUGCCCAACAUCCAGGCCGUUCUCUUGCCUAAGAAGACCGACAAACCCGCCAAGGCUUAA